Caenorhabditis auriculariae is the source of this 10369-nucleotide messenger RNA. Lineage: Eukaryota; Metazoa; Nematoda; Chromadorea; Rhabditida; Rhabditidae. The record is from the annotation of a GenBank genome assembly.
AUGGACGCCCAGUUGAACAUCCCCCAGGUUCGUUUUUCUUAAAUUAUUUUUUUCGGAAAAAUGGCUAUUUCAUAGAAUUGGAAUUUUUUUCAAAUCUUUUGUUCGAUUCGAACACAGACUGAAUAGAAUAAUUCUAAAAAUUAGCCUAAAAAUAUAAUUUAAGAAUCAGUCUUAUAUCAAACAUCAACGUCUUUGCUGAACUCCUCAGAUUUUUCGAGACGUUUUGAGAUGAGAUUUCGUCUCGGAAUGUCUCGUAAAAUUGCUCUCGUCUUGUAUCGAGAAGGAAAAGAAACUACCGUAAUUCGAGCUUUUUCUUGCUCUGCUAUUUUUUCUACUUCUCCCAGCCGAAAAAUAGGUUCUCAAAGGCUUGAAAACUUUGAAAGAUGAAAAACUGCAAGGAGUUAAACUUUUUUUGGCUUUCUGCAGAUUUCUUUUUAAUUUUUUUAGCAAAAAAAUUAAGACCAUUUCUAUAAAAAAACAUCACCUUCAAACUCGAAGGAAAAAAACCGACAACCAAUUUGAAAGUCCCAACCUGAAAAAGCGACUGUAAAGGAACGAUUAGACUUUCGAAACGGUCUCAACUUUUUUAAACACGGGUAUUUUUCAAGAAUAAAAAAAUCGGAGCAGAUUUUGCGUUUGAGAUGAAAAACCUUAGCAACUCAAGCUUUGCCCGAUUGCCGAGAAAAAAAUAUUAAUACUUUGAAAAUUCCUAUCUUUCAAAAUAAAAUUUCGUUCCGAAUAUAUUUGUAUGAAGGUUUUCAGGGCCAAAAUUUACAAUAAUUCACAAAAAAAAAUAAUUUCAAAUUUUCAGGCCACAAGAUCCGUCGGCUCACAAACCGACGAGGUUGGAUUGAAAAAAAGGGAUAGCAUCAGCGUUGCGAAAAACGGAAAGAUGAGAAGAAAUAUCGCUAAUUUUUUUCGUUUACUUGAAUUUUAUAGUAAAAUUGUUCUCACUAAGUAAACGAAGAAGCUGAGCGUUCAGAAAUCGACUUAGGCUCUUUCUACAAUUUCUUUUCGAACUUUGUAUGAUUUUAUUUUCAUCAGUUAUCUUCAAAUUUUUUUAAGUCUUCAAUAGAAUUAAAUUUCUAGAAUUUGAUAUUUUUUUGAGACCUUAGUGCUCGAAUUUUAUAACACAACAACUUUCUUUUCGCGGAAAAGUCAUUUCAGAAAAUAUUCAAAAUCGAAUAGUAAAAAAAAAAAAAUUAUUUAACGAUAAUCUAUUUAGGAGUCGUGGGUGUUCGACGAGGUUCUGGUCCAGCGUGAUGGCCAGGACGUUGAGCUUUAUUUCGAAGCUCAGGUGAGACUUUUUUCAAGCUGAUUUCACAUAAAUACUAGCUUCGACUGCGCGAAAAAUGUUGAUGGAGACAUUUUGAAAAAUUUUUGAAAAAUUUUAAAUUUUCCUAUAUAUUUAUCCUUAUUUCAAAGAAUAAAACCUUUCAAUUACGAAAUAAUUAAUAAUUCGAAAUUUCAGGAGGACCGCCCUAAGCCGCGACUGCGGCAAUCAAACCGUGGUGAGCCUUUUUUCGAUAAAACGGAACACCUCAACUUUGCGAAAUACAAGCUCCUACUUUUGCGAAAUAGCUCGCACUUUCCUUUUCGUAGACACAUGGGAAAGCUCUCACGCAUCAGAAAGAAUACUCGAAGAAAAGAAAUAAUUGCGAGAGUUGGACGCAUGAAAAUAAGAAAGUUCAUGCGUUUCAGCAUAUAACGAAAAUCAUGAAAUUUUCUAAAAAUAUAUUUUUUGACCACCGCAAUAAAAAAACAUUUUCAGCGGCUCCCGGAAAGAGUGGUCGACCGUGCUCUGGCCGCCCAAGAACAGCGUAUCCGCUACUUCCUGGAUACGCUGAAGGCCAGGACUCAGCACGGAGGUACAGAACAGUUUCAGAAGUAUCAGUCAUUCUCACGAUUCUCAGCUAACUUGACGAAUCCAACUUUUCAAGCUUCCAGCAAAAAAACGGUUCACGAUUUUUUGCUCAAAUUCUAGAUAGGCUGCAAAGCUUCUGGAAACUUGGAAAUUUGUAACCAUGAUAAGGAAGACGAAAAAUCCGUCCAAAAUGAGAAGAAAAGUCUUUAUCCUCUCUACGAGUUGAUUAUUAUAAGUAGGUCGAACUUUUUUGAUCAAAUACGGAGAUUUCGAGUAUGAAAUUUUUUUAAUAAAUCGAAAAAAAUUGAAUUGUUUGAAAAAAAUAUUUAAGAUCCACAUCAGUACCUGACUAGGACAAAGCUUACAGCUAGAAGUACUUCACCGAAAAGAAAAAAAAAUGAAUGAAUAAAAAGGGAUUUGACAACUUUUUCGCCCUUUUUGAAGCUUAUUUCAAGUCUGUCAACUAUUCAAAAUUGACUCAACGAUAAAAAAAGACAGCGAGACCAGUGGAAUUUGAAUUGAAAAGAAAAAAAUCCCAGCUCUUUUCUAUAUACUUUUUUUCCAUAAACAAAAUAUAUAAAGCUUUUUGGAGCGUCCUAACCCUGAGAACCGAAUAUAGGUUUUUUUUUAUUCAGGCUCAGACCUUGGUAACGCGAAUCGGACGUGUCGGGUCCUUUCUAGUGACUACUUUAGUAGCCUCAGAACUCUCAAGUGAUCCCUAGAAUCGCGCAGAGUCGUCCGGAGCACGUCCGUUCCGAGUUACCAAUGUCCGAGGGAGAUCUUAAAGUGCAAUUCAGUGAAGUAUCGUCAUAAGUUCAACCCGGGGCUGAAAAACGUUCCCUAGGGAAAAUAAAAAAUCAAUAUCACAGAUUAAAAAAAUAUUUGAAACCUUUUUUCAGGACCACCGAGAAAGGACGCCGGAACGGAAACCGACGAGGCGUGGGCCGAAGAAAAGGAGAAAAAGGAGGAGCUCGAAAAAGAGCUCAAAAAAAGAGGCGAAGAGUUGAGGUACGAAUUUAUCAGAAGCCCAAAUAAGAACUGAAUAAACUAGAAGAUGAAACUAAGUCUUAUACAGAAAAAAAUAAUCAUUUGAUUCUGAAACCGAUUUUUUUGAAAGAUCGAAUUUCGCAUAAAAAAACAAGAUACUACUUUUUUUACUUUUUUUCGAAAAUUCGGUUUUUUUUAUUUUUAUUUUUUUACUGAACCGUAUCAAUCAGAAGCUGUAUCACCUUGGAGUAAAAAUAUUGUUUCGAACUGCAAGAAUUUCCAAAAACGUUGAACAGAGAAAAAAUUAUGAUAGAAAAAGUGUGAUUGAAGAAUUAUUCGGUCGCGAUUUUAAGCAAGUGUAUCAUCAAAGUGAGAAGAAACCAAGCUGAGAAAAAUAUUCACAGAAAAUAAAAUUGAAGUCACAAAACAGUUGAGACCUUUCAAUCAAUUCAAUAAUGUUAUAGGGAGGAAAAGGAGAAGGCGACGGAGGCAAACGCCGAAAACGGCCGCCUGGCGGUCAACCUCGCCCAGACGACCCUCGAGCUGGGAUGUUCCCUGGCCAGAGGUCAUUUCUCUUUUUAAUGAAUUCAUUAAUAAAAUCAUUUGCAGAAGAAGUCCUGCGCCAGGAACUUCAACUUCUCCGCGUCAGGCUCGCCCAAGCCGAGGAGGAGAAAGGCAGGCUGGCUGCCCAACUCCAGGUUACUUGAAAACUAAAAUAAUCACCUGUAGAAGUUUGGCAGAUCAGUUAUUGCUUAAACUACAUCAGAUUUGACUUCAAAACAUGAUCGAAUCCAUUUGAAGCUCUUCUCUAUCUCAAUCAAAGCUGAUGUGUUGAAAUAGUCAAUAGUCAAGCUCUUUAUUACAUUAUUUAGUCCUUUCGGUAGUAUGAAAAAAAAGGCCAGCGAAAUUCGAACGGCGACUUUUCUGAUUUUUUCAUAUCUCUAGGGAGCUUUUCGACGGAGAAGUUUCCGACUUUUUAAACUUUUCUUUCUAAAUAUUCCUACAUAAAGUAGGUAGUUGGUUGAUGAUUAAAACACAAAGAAAUAUGAAAAAAAUGUUAAUAAAUGCUUUAUAAACCGAAAAAUUAGAGGGAAAAAAGUCAGAAAUGAAUCUGGCGGAAAUCUUUCUGUCGGAAAUUUCAUUAUCGUUAUGAAAAAAUCGGAAAAGUUGCCGUUCAAAUUUUCGCUGGUCUUCUUUUCACAGCACCCUCCUUUCAAGUCCGUCAUAAUUGAUCUAUUUCGGUUUUCCAAAAAAAAAAAACCAUGACGAGAACUUUUGAAAUAUGAACUUCAUUGGUAAAAAGGAAAUAUUUAUUGUGUAGCCUUUUUGAUUGAAGAGUUAUUAGAAACCAAUAAAAAAAUAGAUCAAAUUGAAUAAAUUUAGGCCGCCGUCCAGGCCCUCGACAUUCCCUGUCGAAGCGGAGCUGGUGAGAUUUUCUUUUUUUAAAUAAAAAAAUUAUCUAGUACUAGUGGCCAUGAAAUUGUGAAGGAUCUAUUUCAAAGUUCAGAGUUUAAAUUCCAAGUUAUAUUCGAAAUCAGACUUUUUUCAUAUUUUCCGUUUUACAAUAAGCCUUUGAAUUAAAAAAAUAUAUACACAAACAUUUUGCUAAUUAAGCAACGAAGUGAAUAAUUUAAGGCCGCCGAGAUCCAGCCGCAAGAGGACGAAGCUGAGCUUCUUCUCCGCCCUGAAGUGAGGAUUUUUUUUCAUGAAAUUUUUAUUUUCGAAGCUGUCGCGGGCACUAUGGGCACUGCACUUUAUGAAAAAAACGCCUUCAAGAGUCUUUUCAAAAAGUUCAAAUCUCUGUCUCGACAUGAAAUUAGCUCUUCGAUAAUUCUUUUCAGAAAAUUGUAAAGUUCUGUGGGAAUAAAAGACAAUCGAAAUCUUCAAACUAGCUUUAGCUCACGAAUUUCAAAUAAGCUUCCAUUCCAAAACCUUCAAGAAAAAGCUUACUAGGGAACUACGCGAACUCGUAUUCACGGAUCGAGUCCAAACUGGGGUGGUUUAAAGAUCUAGGUAAAGGUACUUGAAAACAGGCGAUAUCAUCUGCUAAACCCAAUGAAAUACCAAGUAAAAGCUUUUUGAAAAUUAUCAAAUUUCGGUUUUUCUCCUUCUUUUGGCUGGAAAAAAGUAUUUAGGGUUCAUUAUAGCCAGAUCAUUCAAGGCAAUUGUAUUGAAACAUAAAUGGAGAUAAAAGCAGUAUCCUAAGAAUUUUCAGGCAAUCUGCACAUUUUCUACAAUUUUUUUUUUCUCAACUGCGAAGACUUUUAAAGAAAUGACAACAACGGAAAAAGUCGGCUUCUAGACCAAAUAUUAUUUUGGAAAAGAGAAAAUGACGUAGUUCCUUCCCGCUCGAUUACAACUACGAGUGGCGACCUCUGCCAAUUUAAAAAAGUUUUUAAAAUCACAUUUAAUCCAUUACGAAGCUGGUUUAGAGGGCUUCAGUCUAUGUAUCGAAUUCCCUUUUCGGAGCCUUUUCUAAUAAUUUUGAUUUUAUUUUUUAUGCCGUGUUCAAUUUGAUUCCGCGAAAUGCAAAAUACCCGUUAGAGAAAGGAAAAGAUCACUAAAUUUUGGAGAGUCAGAGAUCAUUUUGCAUUUCGCGGAAUCAAAUUGAACACGGCGUUAUACUUUCUAAUGUUCUCAAUAUAAUAUCUAAGUUAGCCGAAAUCUUUUCUUUAACCGAAUCAUAAUGAAAAAGCUGUUUCUAUAACAUAAAAGCUUUUGACUUCAAAAAAGAUGCAAAUUUUUUUCAGAGUUUUUCAAUAUAUUACUUUGAACGAAUUAUGUAAUUUUUUUAUUGUUAUUGAACUGAAAUAAUCAUAAUCCUUGAUAGGUUUUUAUUCUUUCAAAAAAAUAGGUGAAAAAAAGUUCGAAAGCUAUUUAAUUUUUUUAAAAGAUAUUUUCAAAAAAACUUUUCAAACUGAUAAUUUAUUAUGUAAAGCUUUCGCUAUUCGAAUCAGUGUACCUGAGAAUUUUCGAGUGAAGGUAAAUUGGAAGGCCUGGCGUUGUGGUUUCUGAAAAUGAGAUCGGAAUAAAACGAAUGGGAAAAAUUUUCUUGAACUUCCUAUUUCUUCAAAUGAAAUCAGGGCUACGGAAAGAGUUUGUAGAUUUGAAAGAGAGAGAAAGAAAGUUUUACGGAUACUUCAUAUUCUUCCAACUUGAAAAUUAACAGAAAAACAAAUUUAGAUGGACCAGGCAAGUCCCAGGAAGCGGAGAAGAAGCUCUUCUUCCCACUCGGAAGGACCCUCCGACAAGAGGUCGCGAGGUGGAGAGAGUGGAGGAGAGAGCCCGGACGUUUUCCGCACGCCGGAACGUGGCGUCGAGCAAGCCAGAAAUGGCCACGACGCCACUCCGGGCUACGAAGAAGGAGAAGAAGGAGGGGAGCCGGAGUUGGAAGAAGAGGACGAGGUCGUCCCGGAGAGCGACCAAGAAGAGCUCGCCGAGUCCUCUUCUUCCGGCACAACAUCGCCGGCACCGUCGACCCCGCCACGAACCCCGCAGCCUCCGGCGACGCCACCAAGGACGCCGCCAGCUCAGCCAACGCGACGGGUUAGUUUUCAGCGGAAAAUGGUUAUCAAUGCUGAAAUAAGAAUCUUGAACCAUCCAGUCAGUGAAAAUCUAGAUGCAAAAAUCAUCCUAAACAGCUUUCCUUCUCGAUUCUGAGAAUCUACAUAAUAACGCAGUUUUUUUGGAAUACAAAGUUUUUUUGAAAUCACAAUUAUCAAAAAUCAAAAACACGCGUAGCAAAAAGAAUUACAUUCAUCGUUUUGUCAUCGCGGGAAAUUCUCGCGCAGGAAUCUGAAAUGAGAGAAAGUUGAAAAAUUUCUAAAUAAUAUACUUCAAGUUGGUAAUUGGAAAAACUAGUUUUUUUCAAAUUAUCUUUUUGAAAUCGCGAUGAAAAAAACUGUAACUUAUUUUAGUAAUGAAGUUCUCUCCACUCGAACAAGAAAAACGCAACUACACGACUAAAAAUUUUUCAUGAUAUUUAUGUAUGAAACUUUUUCUUGUCACUGGAUUGAAAAAGUAAAAAUUCUAAUCAAUGCAAUAGCCAACCUCUCUGAAGAGACUCAUUUACGAUGUCAGUUGGAAAUUUGAAACCCGUGCAAAAAUCCCGAUCAAUUGCUCCAUAGGAAUUCAAAAAAAGAAAACCGGAAGCUCUGAUAAACUUUCUAGGAAAAAAAUUCUAAAAAAACAAGCACUUCUCUGUAAAAAAAUUUCCUUAAUUUACCAAAGUAUCUCUAUUUUUUUCUUUGGAUUACCUUUUUUUGAAUAAUUAAAAAAACGAAGAAAAAAACAUCAAUAAUAAUAAAUAAAUUAUGAUUUAAUUUUUUUCAAUAUCAGAAAAAGUUUGAAAUAAAGAAAAAAAUUAAAAAAAUAAACACCAACCUUUUUUUCUUCUUACAACUCCGGCUGCUUGCGUUUUCAUAUAAUCAUAGACUACAAGUUACAGCCCUAUUCAAUGAUUUCGGAAAAGAUUCGAAUCUGAAAAUGAUUACGAAAAACGAAGCGAAAUUUGGAAAAAAUUAUAAAUUCUCAUGAAGAAAAGCGAUUGUUGUUCCAAAUUCGAGCAAAGUACUUCAAAAAAAAGUCUCAUAUAUAAUGAAAAAAACUCACGAAAUAUUUUUUAAAAACUGUUACUUUGAACAUUAGUUAAAUGAAAAAACCUUGUGGAAAAACGAGAGUCAUAGAGCAAAAAAAUUCGAACGAAUUGAUUAUUUUUUUCAAUGAUUUAAGAAAAAAAUAACAAGAACGAUAACUGCAAAAAUUGGAUUGGUUUCAGUAGUUUCGUUCCGUUUUUUUCUCUUCUAUUGGAUAUAUGGAAGCAAACGAUAUCUUUUCAGCAACGGCGCGCCCAGGCGGUCAUGGGGGUUCUCAAGAGGUCGAGCAGGAUCGGCAACAGGCUCCCUGGCCCCCAGCCCAAGCCGCCCGUGGACGCCCAGCCGAUCGCGUUGGCUGUUCUGGCCCCGCAAACGGCCGCCGAAGUCGGCACAACGAUCCUGAAGAGGCUGGCGAACUACGACAGCGGGGUUUACUUCCAAAACCUCGCUGUCACGGUCAAAUUGGGACGGCUCCUCACGACAGCUCGCAGACUCUCGAGGAACCUCCCGUCAUCUACCAAGGACUUACGGGACCUCGAGAGUCUGAAAGAGAGCCUUUCGCGACUGUUCUGAGGUCAGUGUCUCAAAAAAUCAAAAAACAAAGCAAUAAAUUGAGUCAUUUUGCAAAUGUAUGUCUGUAGUGCUCAUUCAAAUUCAGCCUUUUCAGUCCUUAAUUACCGCGAGGAACGAUAACGUAUCGAAAAAAUAACUUUAAUCAGGAAACUUUGAGAAAAUAUUUGCUUUUCAAUUGAAAAAAAAAACAAAAUGAAAAAACAUACAGCGGAGCCGUUUUUGGAGUGACAAAUCGAAUAAAACCAAAAAGAAAAAACUUCAAAAGGUCACGAAAAACUGACUGAAACAUGUUAAUAUGACAUUCAAAGCGAGAAAAAUGAAAUGCCAAAAAAUUAAAAAAAUGCCGGAAAAUUCCCUGUUGGUUUGAGAGAACUUUAAGAGUAGUCAUUGAAAGAAAACUAAAAAUAACUAACCAAUCCGGCACAGGGGAAAAAGCGAACUCGCUGGCGGUACAUUGACGAACUCGCAAAAAUCUCGCUCUGUCCCGCGCGGGCCUCGCAUUUUUUUAGCCGCGACCUCGCAUUACGGAAAAUUCUCCAAAUGCGAGAGCGCCCCAAGGAAAAUGCGAAACCGCCGCAUUUAAGAAGCAGCUUUGUUAACAAAACAUGUUUUGAGGUGUUCAAUGUACUGCAAGCAACCUCGCUAUUAACAGUUAUUUUUUUGUUGAUAAAACACAGAUAAAAGUUUUAAUGUGCGUAAUUGCGUCGGUGUGAUUAGACCGAAUACAUGGCCUCAGGUUUAAAUUUAACAGGAGACUUUUUUAAUUAGAGACUUUUUUCAGUCAAAUUAAAAGAUAUUGCUUUUUUUAUUUCUUUUUUUCAAAUAAAUAACCGAAUCAAAUGAUGUUUGAUUUUUUUACACAACUCUUUCUGAGAAAGUGUAGCCUUCAAUUGUUUUUCAAAUUCAUCUCACUAGCUGAAUCAAAAAUAACUUGACUUCCUUCUUAACAAACAUUGUGAAAAAAAUAUUUAUCGAAUAUUUACUUUUCAAAGCUUGAAGGUCUCCAUUGAGAUAUUUUUUUCAACUGAAAGCCGCUUGUGAACCGUUGAAAAGUUUAUUAUUUUAAGGUCCUCCCAUCCGCCAGCUCUUCGUUGUGCUCGCCUAUCUCUCUCUCUCUCCACUCACAUUUUUUGGUGAGUUAUUUUCUUAUUAAAAAGGCUUGAUUCGUGGGAAAUAGAUAUAGCUGAUUCACGGCUAACUUGAGACACUAAGGGGGCGUGGCCUGUCUGCGCUCUCGACGAACCAGGCACUCUCGCGUGCAUUAUCAUGUCAGGACCCCUUUUUCGAUAUCUCAAACCAGCCGUGGAUUAGCUAUAAAAAACAGUCUGAGAGUUUCGUAGCUUGAAAUUGAAAUCAUUUGGCGCAGACUUGUUCUGUGCCAUUUGGUUUUAGGCUGGGUUGGAUAUUUCUUACUUUCUGAUUUUUCACAUCCAUCAAUGAAUGUAGAAUGAAGACUUAAUUUUUUUAAAAAGCACAAAAAUGGCUUCAUUUCUUUUUCAAGGGAUGAUUGUUGGUUCGCCAUUAUUUGAGCUUACUCAAUAUUUUUUUAUUUGAAAAAAAUCGAAAAAGCCUCGAUAAAAGUUCUGAUCAUUUUAGCCAACUUUUUGUAGUAAAAAAAUUAAACAGUGUAUUUUUUUCUGUUCAAAAAGUCAUUUUUUUGAGGUAUUUGAAAGCGUAAAGACCAGUUUUCUAGAGGUGAUCAGAUCGAAAAAAAUGGAGAGAACUUUUUAUAAAUAAAGUUAAAAUUUUAAACUUCGUUGAUGCAUAUUAUUUCAAUAGUAGCGGAAAGAAAAAUGUUUCUUAUAAAUAUAUUAUUUUAUAUUAAUAUCGUUAAAUUAUCCGGCCGAGCUUAUCAGAAAUUUGUACAAAUUAAUUAAAUAUUUAUUUUUCUGACUUCAAUUCAAAUUAUUAUUUUCAGUUCUCCCCAUCCCGAACUGGUCUUGAUCUUCUCCAUGCGACUUACUUUUUGGGCCGAGGAGGAGUGGAAAGCGGUCUGUCGACCGUUAGUACAACCUCCAAGGAACGAGGUAACUUUUGAAUUUUUUUUGCUUCAUUUUAUUUCUCCCUUUCAGGAAAAAUUGCUGGUUUUUUCCAUCCUUGAUGCUGACGAUCGUCUUGUGAUUUUUUUCUCCAUUGACGCUUUCUCCCUUCUCCCAACCAAAUUGUGUAAGUUUUGAAAUACUUACUGAUCUAUUUCUUUUAUUACCCACGACCUUUUUUGAUGGUUAAAGUCGUGAUUGGAAUUUAUCUCAUAAUCCAAGAACUUAUUUCAGACUUCCAGUACAUUGUUUCUUUCUGCGCACAGUCGCAAGGUUCCCACCGACAACAGGAGACGUCAUUCUCUGAAUGA